Messenger RNA from Oncorhynchus gorbuscha (pink salmon), 2161 nucleotides. Its product is annotated as suppressor of cytokine signaling 5-like. The transcript is spliced from 2 exons. Gene Ontology annotation, cellular component: phosphatidylinositol 3-kinase complex. Lineage: Eukaryota; Metazoa; Chordata; Actinopteri; Salmoniformes; Salmonidae. Gene Ontology annotation, biological process: intracellular signal transduction; phosphatidylinositol phosphate biosynthetic process. Bases 288 to 1922 code for a protein of 544 amino acids. The record is from RefSeq and is a predicted model, not a curated record. Gene Ontology annotation, molecular function: 1-phosphatidylinositol-3-kinase regulator activity.
GGCUUUUAUUUUGAAAAGGAUUUGUGCUUCCGGGUUGUGAACGUUUCAGUUUCCUGAUUAACAUUACUAACUAGCUAUCUUUUGGACAGCAGCAAAGAAUGCAGUUUUUUUAAGCCCGAAGUGACUGACAGUGAUGCAUGGGACAUUUUAUUGACAGUCAUUGGAAAGAUUCUGAAUGGGGGGGGCUUGCUUCUGAGAACUGACGGCAGCCACAAAUCACCAGUCACAUUUUCCCUGCAGCUGACCCGACUGCAACUACCAUUAUUCCAGCCCGUAAUUAACCUGACAUGUCUCAACCGAAGGAGUCAGGCGAUCGUGGGAAAGACAGGGAGCGGGGCGCCCGUCCCAAGGUGAGACAGAGCCGGUCUGAGGAGAGAAGAGAUGCCGGUGGAAGAGGAAAGAAAAAAGGCCAUACGUCCCGUGAGCAGCAAGCUGCGGAGCGGCCUGUCAGCGAUGGGUUUGAGUAUGGGGAUCUGCUGACUGGUCUAGAGCCCAGGGACCGCUGCUCCUCCUCUCCCCUGAAAGAGGGCAGGAGAUGGCAGGGCCAGGAGGGGGUCACUUCACUCAGCCAGGACAGGGGGACAGCCAGGCUGGCACAGGGGACACUUGAGCCACCAGCCAGUGAGGCUGAGGGCAGGGGGGCAGGUGGCAGUCGCACACUCCGCCAAAAGAUUCAGGAUGCCAUGGGGCAGUGUUUCCCCAUAAAGACCAACACUCCAUCAUUGUCCAGUUCCACUCAGCAGGUCUUCACGCCGCAAGCUGCAGCUGCUGCCUCCUCACGCCGCAAGAUCCACCUUAGUGAACUCAUGUUGGACGACUGUCCCUUCGCUGCAGGCACCGAGCUGGCUCAGAAGUGGUACCUCAUCAAGCAGCACACAGCCCCCAUCUCCACACCUCCUAUAGUGGACACCUUGGUGGUCAGCACUAGUGCCUCUGCCUCAAACAUGGCCGCCGUGGUGGAGGAUGUGGAUGACCGGUUACGAGAGCGCAGGCGCAUCAGCAUUGAGCAAGGCGUAGAGCCACCUCCCAACGCAGAGAUCCACACGUUUGAGGUGACGGCCCAGAUCAACCCGCUGUACAAGCUGGGGCCCAAACUGGCCCAUGGUAUGAAUGAGCUUGCAGGGGACGACAGGGCUACCAUUCACCAGCAACAGCAGCUGCUUCUCCAGAGGCAGCAGCAGCACCAGCUCCUGCUGCAGAGCUGUCUGGACACUCUGGAUGAGGCAGUGGCUGUGGCUGCCUCCUCUUCUGCCUCAGCAUCUGCCUUGGUCUCUGUCUGUGAGGCUGCUUCUGUCCCUGACCCCGUGGAUGACCCUCAGGUCACAGCCAGCGUCCAGCCAACCAGAGCUGCCGUUCCCCAGACUGAGGGUCCCCCUACUCAGGACGGCUAUCGCAUCCACACCCAGAUCGACUACAUCCACUGUCUGGUGCCUGACCUGUUGCAGAUCACUAACCUACCCUGCUACUGGGGUGUGAUGGACCGCUAUGAGGCCGAGACUCUGCUGGAGGGCAAACCAGAGGGCACCUUCCUCCUCCGCGACUCAGCCCAGGAAGACUACCUCUUCUCCGUCAGUUUCCGCCGCUAUGGCCGCUCGCUGCAUGCCCGCAUCGAGCAGUGGAACCACAACUUCAGCUUCGAUGUGCACGACCCAAGUGUGUUCCACGCGCCCACCGUCACGGGGCUGCUGGAGCACUACAAGGACCCCAACUCCUGCAUGUUCUUCGAGCCUCUACUGUCCAACCCCAUCCACCGCACCCUGCCCUUCAGCCUGCAGCACGUGUGCAGGGCGGUGAUCAGCAGCCGCACCACCUACGACGGCAUCAACGUGCUGCCCAUCCCCAACACCCUGAAGAAACACCUGAAGGAGUACCAUUACAAGCAGAGGGUGAGGGUACGGAAGAUGGACACCUGGUGGGAAUAACAAAGAACUUCUGAUGGAAGUGAACCACAACUAGGCUACUAACUAAACACUCAAUGGAGGCGGGCCUCGCUCAGUGGACAACCAGUUGACUCACUCCAUUUUUUUUUAAAUUAACAUAUAUUUACCUACUGCAUUCACUGUAUACCUAGCUACCUGUUUUAUUUAUUAUUUGCCAUAUAUGACGUCUUAUACUUGUCUCAAACUCUGGAUAUAAUGUUAAUUAAAUUACGAUGCACAUA